Messenger RNA from Biomphalaria glabrata, 7576 nucleotides. RefSeq names its product beta-1,3-galactosyltransferase 5-like. Gene Ontology annotation, cellular component: membrane. Gene Ontology annotation, molecular function: N-acetyl-beta-D-glucosaminide beta-(1,3)-galactosyltransferase activity. The coding region runs from base 318 to 1526 and encodes 402 amino acids. The transcript has 3 exons. NCBI's taxonomy places the organism in Eukaryota, Metazoa, Mollusca, Gastropoda, Planorbidae. The record is from RefSeq and is a predicted model, not a curated record.
CCAAAAAAAGAGACUUCCUUUACAUCGGCGAUGUGUUGUAAAAGCCAUGUCGUGCUUGUUAUGCCCUCUAGUAGACUGCAGUGUAGUGCUACAGUGUAGCGUGUAACAAUGAUUUUUUGAUAGUCACAAUGACAUGUUAUGUAAUGACAUGCAUUUUUUUUGUAACCUUAUCCUUUGUGUAAUCAAGAAUGCUGAUUAUAAUUAUUAAUUAAAAUUUAAUAAGCUGCCUAUGCCGCCUUUCAUUCUUUAUCAUUCUAUGGAUAAUAAUUUAAAAUAAUCAUGAUAAUAAUGUAACAUUACAUUGACAUAAAACCAACAUGAAUUUAAAGCUAAAACAUAUUCUAAGGUGCCUUGGACUUCAACCAAAAUAUCCACCUUCAAGUGUUUUUGUGAGCCUCAAUGUGCUUAAGAAGAGAAAGCCUGGACUUUCGGCAGCUUCAACUAAGGCUGUCAUUAAAAUAAGCAUCUGGUCUUGCAUUUUUAUCCUUUUAUCAUUUCUUGCAGUUUACACUAUCUUGUUAGCAUAUGUCGAUAAGACACUUUAUCCUUCUAUUAGUGUGUCUCAUUUUAACAAAAAAAUCAAGCUUCAAGGGCGAUUUUCAUUAAAAAAUGGUCAUAUGGGUGCAAUGGCUAAACUUUCUACAGAAACCCCAGAUUCUUUAUCCAGAAAUAAAACUUUCUGGAAUUCAAGUACACUUUACCAAGACAUUGAUUCUUUACCACAGUGUAAAUGGCAAAUGGUCUUUCGUAUUCUUGUAACAUCCGCAGCAGAGAAUAGUGAAAGGCGGGAUUCUUUAAGAAAAAGUUGGUGCGACCCUACAAAAUUUCCUGCUGUUGCAGACCAUGCUUGGCAUUGCAUCUUUUUAAUAGGAAAAACGGAAAAUAAAGAAGAGAAUGCACAAAUUAUUAAAGAAAAGGAAAUUCACAAAGAUAUACUCAUUGGUAACUAUAUAGAUUCUUACCGUAACUUGACUUUGAAGGUGAUUCAUGGAUUUAACUGGAGUGCUAAUUAUUGUCCAAGCUCAUAUAUUAUAAAAACAGAUGAUGACUGUUUUGUCAAUGCUGGAUUAGUACAUGACUUUCUUCUUCAUUACAAUGAACACACAAGUGGUUUGUAUGCUGGUAGUGUUCUUGUAGACCCUGAAAAAUUGAAAGUUAUUCGAGGAGACACUAAAAGAUGGUCUGUUAGUUAUAAGGAGUAUCCAUCUGAGUAUUAUCCUCCAUAUGCCAGUGGCAUGGGCUAUAUUUUAUCAUUAGACAUUGUUAAACAGUUGGUAGUUGAAAGUCAGUAUGUGCCACCUUUCGCCAAUGAGGAUGCUUAUGUAGGAGUUGUUUUAUCAAGGCUGAGUGUGAAGCCAGUAAGCAGCAGUAGGUUUGUCUUAAGUCCAAGUGGUUUAAGUGCGUGCAACUAUCGUUAUGUUUUUGUUGUACAUGGCGUAGAGAAUGAGCAGCAAUCUGCUCUGUUGACUAUGACCUUGGAUGCAGCUGCUUCUUGCAAUCACAGUUUGAUAUCAAGCUGGAAUUGAGAUAUCUUCAGAUUUUUUUGGUGGAAACCUUUCUUCAAAAUGCCUACAAAACGGAAGCUCAAAUUUAAUGCUUUGGCUCUUCUAAGGCAUUUGGCAUUGGACAAAAUCGCAUAAAACAUCAUGGUUAUUCCAAAAGAUCUAGAAAUCGCUUGGAAAUGGUUGAAUUUAACAUUUACCUAGAUUGCAGUGGUGUAUUGAUACAUAAGUUGGCAUUAACCUUCUUGUAAUCUGUUUUAAUUGACUUAUUAACAAAUGACCUCACUUGUAUAAGACAUAACUUUUAUUCUAGUCAUACAAAGUCAGAAUUCUGUAAGAAGUUAUGUGUUGUGCUUUGUAAAUAUGUAAACAUAUUUUAAUUUAUGUAUAAACAAGAAUAUAAUAAAUUUUGUUAUCUGUGUAAGUUGUAGUUUACAAGGUGAUAGGUGAGGAUUACAUUGCUUGGUUAUUUACUGUAUAGAAAGAUAUUUCUAGUAAUUAUCUUUUAACUAAGAAAUUCGAAGUAAUAGUGAUACACAUUUAUGUCAUUAGUUUUCUUUUUUUGAAAUUUAAACCAGUUUUGUGCCAUAGUUUGACAUUAUUUUUUAUCUAGACUCGUCCAUGAGUUCCUGUACAUAUUUAAUAAUAGAAUCUUUGUUUCUGUAUCACGCUAUAUUUAUGUUAACUAUAGCUGUUAAUUGUUUAAAUAUAUGACUCUGAAUAUUCUGUUAAGCAGGUUUUUAAAAAUUAAUUUUGAUGUAAUUUAUUUAUUUUUUACCUUUUCUUUUCCACUAUCAAAAAAAAAAUGUUUUUUUUUUUUUUCAAUUUUUCUCAAUAGCCUUCUGAUAAAUUAAUUGGUAUUAAGCUGUAAUAAAAUGUGUCGAUUUGGUUGUCCAUUGCCCCCUUUUUUUCUUCCCAAAACUAAAUUAUUUUGCUGGUUCACAUCUUCCACAUGCUUUGAUUGUAAAUAGUGGCGUGGAUCAAUUGUUAUAAUCAUGAUUUACAUUCACCUAUCCCUUAGUCUGUUGGAUCUUCAUUCCUCUAUGUCUUUUGUCUUGGAAAGAGCCUCUAUCAAUGGCAGGCCCGCCCAUCUUUUAUGUUGUCGUCCCAUCACUUUCCCUGUCUGCCUCUUCUUUUUCUAGGAUCCUCCUCUCUAGCCCUACAGACUGCAUCCAAGACUUGCAAGCAUAUACAAAUGUGACCAUGACCAGGGAGGGCAUCAGUCUGACUCAUUGUAUGCCUUUGUCUUUCCAUAUUGUUUUGAGUAUUGCAAGUGCUGCUGUGGACUGUGCAAUUAUGACUAGUAGUUCAGGUUUGGUUCACUCAUCUGAGACAAUAGCUUCUAGGUAUUCAAAAUUACUGACGCUUGUCAGCUUUUUACCUCCAAUGCUGAUGCCCCUUUUAAAGCCCUCAGCUACUUCUUCUUCUGUCCCUGCUAGGUCAUCUAUGUCAUCAGCGAAGCGUAAGUAAGUAAUUUUUCUUCCUCUAAUGCUUACAGUACCUUCAUAGCCAUCGAGAGCAUCCUCCAUUAUCCUUUCAAGGAAUAUAUUAAAAAAGAGUUGUUGGGAGUAGACAGCCUUGUCUUAUUCCAACUGUGGUUUCAAACCAUUCCCCAAUGUUAUUGUUUAAGUACACCGCACUAGUGGCCUCCUUGUUAAGGUUCUGGAUUACUUUGAUUAUUUUAUUAUGUUUUUAUUUAUAUUGUACGUUUCCAUUGUUACUCAAGAGUGCCCCAUGCCAUACUCAGUCGAAAGCUUUCUUGAAAUCAAUGAAGACAUGGAAAAGAUUCUCUUGGUGUUUCUCACAGAGUACCAGUUUUCUGAGGUUAAAAAUUUGUUCUGUUGUGCUGUGACCUUGUCUAAAACCUGCCUGUUCUUCUGAUAUAAUUUUAUCUGCUAUUGGUGUUAGCUGGUUUAAUAUAAUUUUUAAUAGGACAUUGCUGUGCUGGCUUACGAGGCUGAUGGUGUGGUAGAUUGUAGUAGUCCUAACUAAUAAUUAUAAUUACCAUACUAUAAAUAGAACAAGAUAGAUAGUGCUAUUUACAAUUUUUAGAUUGUACGAGUUCAUAUCAUAAUAAAUCAAAUAUCUUUAGAUUUUAGGUGUUGAUUAUGGGUUGGCUUACUUCAUCUUUAAAUAAAAGAUGAUCCUUCAAAGAUGUAUAAAUUGUAAUAUCUGUUGUAGCUCCUCCUCUUCCAAAGUUAUUUUCUUUCUAUUACCGAUACUAGUGACCUGUCACAGCCAUUAACUGUUUUUUUUUUUUUUUUUGUAAAUAUCUAUGUGUACAAAUUAAUUUAAACACUAUUUAUAUUCAGAUGUGCCAAUAUAUAUAUAUAUAUGUAUAUAUGAAAUCAUUUUAAUAUAAAUUAAAAGAUGUUUGCUUGAUUUCUUUAUUAAAUUCAAGUGUAUUUACAAAAUACUCUGUGGAGUUAACAGAUUCAGUUAAAUAGCAUAAUGACUUUUCUUUGUGGUUUUCUAGGAAAUGUUAAAACUGUAUAUAUGUUUGUAUCUAUGAACUCACUGCUUGGCCAAGUUGAGUAGAUAUUAAUGGAAAGUCUUCCAAUUUGUGCUUUAAAAGGAAGAAAAUAAAUGUGUUACUUGGAAGAUUGUCAUUUCUAAUUAGGUAUUGCUUGAAUUUAGCUUGCUUGACCCCUUUAAUGUGUUCACCUUUACCUGCAAUACGUUUUAGUACUAGGUACACUAGAGAGUUUUAGAUUCUGGAUACUGUGAUAUUCCUCAAUUGUUUAGUUAAUUUUUUAAUUUUAAUGACAAGUAUCUCACAUCUUGUACAAGUUUUGAGAUCAAUGUUGUUAAAAGUUGUUUUUCUCAAUGAAAAGAUAGUUAAUACUUAAAUUCUUUAGAUUAAAUCAAAAAAAAAAUAUUUAUAUGAACGAAAACUACAUGUAGAAAACCUGACAUUGUAGCUUCUUUAUAUACGGUAUAUUAGGAGAAAACAUGUUUUGUCAUUCUAUAAGGUAUUUGUUUUUAUACAGUACAAAAUGAUUAUAUUAUUGCUUGGGUAUUGUCUGAAAUACAAGGUGAGUACACAGUCAAACAGUUAACAUUUAAUUUAUUUUAGUGGUAACCUAAUUAUUUAUUAAUAUUAGGCCUCUUUGAAAAUGGACACAUUUUUUUUCCCAACUAUUAUUUACUCUUCCAAAGAUUUCAUGCUGGAUUUAUGUGUUUAAUGGGUUUGUGAAACCUUUCAUAAAAAUGACAUGCUUGUGCCUUAAAAAUGUAUUAAGGUCUACAUUUAGUGAAUAUGAUAAUACCAGUACACAUGUUGUUGGUUGUUGUUUUUUUUUUGUUAAAGAUCAAUGUUUGCAGGCAGUUGUGUUUUCAUUCAUCUGCAAUUUUUAAAAUUUGUCUUUAAUCUCUAAGUGACAACUUUAAUUGGGGGAAAAUGAAAUAUAAUAUCUGUUUAAAAAAAAACAAGUUAUAAAAACUGAACUGUAGGUAUCUGUUAAUUAAAGAAAGAAUGCUUCAAAUAAUAUCUAUAUAGGGCAAUAAAUAACAUUCCCUACCAAGUGUCUUUAAUUAUAAAAUAAUAUAAUCUAAACUUGUGUAUGUUUGUGUUAUAUUUUAUAUAAAUGUAUAAGUACUAGUCAAGGUCAUUUUUAACAUGGUCGUUAAUAUUAUUUAAAUAGUAUGUCUCAUCUUUUUGUAUAUGUAGCAUCCGCAUUCUUAGUAAUAGCCCAAAUCUUGUAACUUGCCAAUACUCAAGAUAUAUCUUUUUCAUAUUGUCAUGUGACUGUUCUUGUCCAGUGGCUGUUAUCACAAUCAUUUUGGUUUCUAUGCAGUUGCAUUCCCAUCUUCAUCUCACAUGCUUUACACAGGACCUUAUGGACACAGCCACUUUUCCCUAGUCUUAGCUUGUCUAUUGAUAGGUCAUUGUUACUGGUCUAGAGCAGUGAUGCCCAAAAUACAACCUGUGACAUGGUAUUAUCUAGCCGCCCAAACAUCAGACAAAAUUGUAGGCUACCUCACACCAAAAAAAAAGGUAUCUGUCUCUAUGAUAAGGCACUGACUCUUUCUUCAUUCUUUGCUAUUCUAAUAUUCAUUAAAAAAAAAAAAUUCUUGUAAAAAAAAAAUAUGUUUUAAUUUUUAGGCCACAUGAAUCUUUUGUUACCGUAUUUUUAAUUUUUUGAAAUGUCUGUUGCUGUCUUGAGCUAGCCUUGUAUGUGCAACCCAGGGCAUCAUUCUGGUAUCAACGCAAGUGGUGCUUUACCAUUUAAUAUUUGUGUGUGAAGAAAAGUGGGAAAGUAUGAUUGGACGUCAAAGCAAACAUGCAACAAGUUUUAUCAUAAAAGCUGUCAAUUAAUUUUAUUUUUAUUUUUUGUUGAUAUGGCCCCAACAUGAGUGUCAAAAAUUUAAAUGACCCAUUGGCUGAUGUGGAUCAUUGGGCAUUACUGGUUAAGAGUGUGCCAUUAAACUCAACCUGGAUUGUGCUCAGUUUGAUAAUACCUGCAAUGAAUAAAUUGUAGGUUGUAGAUCUUAUGAUAUUAUUUUUUAAAUUUACUGCCAUGCAUGUAAGCUAAUUAAUUUCUGGAUAAAUUAAACUGAUAAUGUGAUCACCUGAUAAAUCUUGUUACAUCAGUAGAGUGUUGACAUGUGUUGUAUUUGGUGUUAGCUAAGUCUUUAAUUUAUCUAUACUUAUGUUUUUUCUAAUCUUAAUUUAUUUUCCUACUAUUCAAAGUAUACUUGGUAGUUUUAAACUAUAACAAAUCUUGCACAAAUUAGAAAACCUUUUUUUUACUUCUCAGUGCUAUUAGGUCCCUUAUUUUGGCAUCUUGAUAUGGUAUGCAUCUUUGAAAGACACCAUCAUUACAUAAGACCACCUAUUUAGCUAGUUUUAGGUAUGACUACCUGUAAUCUCAGCUCUACCUCUAGCUAAUCUCAGAUUCACACUUCACAAAGAAGCAAAUAGUGAUGGUCUAUGACCAUCUGUUCAAUAUUUUCUUUAAAGUGUCUGCACUUUGUAAUCUUAAUUAUUGUCUUCAAUAGGUGGCAUUGUCGUCAGUGGUCUUCAUAGGUAAUUGGUUGUGAAUAAUGUGUUUGAGUACAAAUUGGGUUAAUUUUUUUUUUUGUUUGAAGAAUUCUGGGAUAUAUGAAAGCAGGUUGGUGUCUCAAGACUUGACGUCAUUCUGUCUUUGCUUAAUGUGUUAAAAGAAAUGGAUAAAUACUUAGACCAUCAAUUGUUGGUCAGUUUGUUUUUCCUCUACUACUUAAAGAAGGCUUGAGUUUAUGAUAUUAUUUAAACACAACAUGAUAUCCUCAUUGCUUUUGUCAGGCUUUACAUUUUAAAUCACUUUGUCCAUGAUAUGAUAACCUGUCAGUUGAAACAAAAAUUGAGGUCUUCCCUUGUCUGUCAUAUGUUAUGCUAGGUUGUUCCUUAUUCUGAAAUGUAAUUUUUUGUUUUCCCUAUUACAUUUUUUAUAGGAUGACAAGGAUUUUAAAUGACUUUUUUAGUUUUUAAGUUAAAAAGCAAAACAACAUUCGAUGUGUAAGAUAAGAUGUUUGUAACAAAAAAAGUUCUCAAGUUUUACUAAUAAUUUUUCCCAUGCUAGGAUAGUAAAUUUGUUUUUUGACUGCUCCUAAUAAUUAUUUACUCAGAAUCAUUUUUGAAAUGUUAAAAUGCCAGUGUUCAGUAAAUAAACAUGUUUAUAAUUGUAAAUAAAUAUAAAAAUAUAGAUUUACAAGUGGGUAUGAAUGUGUAAAUAUUUUUUAUUUGUUUUUUUAAUGAAAACUUGUUUGCAUGACCCGUUUGUCCUUAGAAAGUUGUGAGUGUGUUUUGUAGAAUAUUUUCUUUGUGUCUCCGUAAUUGGAAGUUCUAGUCUUUUGAUUUGAUUUUUUUUUUUUUUUGGGUUGUGCGUUUCUUAUGCUUGAACUUAUCUAAAUUUAUUUCAUUUUCUGUUGAGUCAAAAUGUAGGAUUUCUGGAAGUAUGAAAAAAAAACAACAGCAGAAUUGUAUGUAUACAUGUAAUACUUGCUUCUAAUGUCUCUUGUAUACAUGUAAUACCUGUUUCUAAUGUCUCUUGUAUAUUAUACCGGUACUAAUACAAUCUUUGUUAAUUGAA